UCAAGUAUAUAUUAUCACGUAGUCCACCGGCGAAAUGCCGCAUCGUCGAUUCGCUGCAGUUGUAGUAGCGCUUUUGUUGUGCCUAUUGGCGCAUCAGUUGCUGGUCGAUGUAGUUGCCGAUCACAGCGAUGGUUUCGAGGGUACUCUCGGCCACUUGGGCCCCAGGACUUCGGCCCAAGUGCAAACGAUCGCGGCUCGAGAUUUGGCGGUCAGAGUUUUGGGAGAGAAGAACGCGGACUUGUUCCAACUGCUCGUCGACCAGGGAAUCAAGCCAGCGGGAAAAGACGCUUUCAGGUUGAAAAAGAUCGGUGACAACAAAGUAUUGGUAACCGGUAGCUCCGGUGUCGCGGCUGCCUGGGGCUUGCACUACUAUUUGACGAGGUACUGCGAUUGCCACGUUUCCUGGGAAGGCGCCCAACUGAGGCUGCCAAAAAGUUUGCCGGACGUCGACGAAAUGGUCGCGUCGAACGAUCGAUUUCGAUACUAUCAGAACGUGUGCACGGCCGGGUACAGUUCGACCUGGUGGCAGUGGCCGCAGUGGGAAAAAAACAUCGACUGGAUGGCCCUGAACGGCAUCAACUUGGCACUGGCUUUCCACGCGCAGGAGGCCGUGUGGCAGAGGGUCUACCUCAAGAUGAAUCUCAGUAGGGCCGAGAUCGAUCAACACUUUGGCGGACCCGCGUUCCUGCCAUGGGCUAGAAUGGGCAACAUACGCGGUUGGGGUGGUCCCCUUACGUCUUCUUGGCACGAAUUCACGGUGAAGCUGCAGCACUCGAUUUUAAAACGCAUGAGAGAGCUCGGCAUGAUUCCCGUGCUUCCUGCCUUCGCUGGACACGUACCCAGGGAUUUCAUACGCGUCUUUCCGAACGCCAGCGUCAAGCUGGUCCAACCGUGGAAUAACUUCGAGGACGCUUACUGCUGCCCGUAUGCCUUGGAGCCGACCGAUCCGCUUUUUCAGGUUGUAGGAGAGGAGUUUUUGAAAACGUACAUCGGCGAAUUCGGGACGGACAACAUGUACAAUUGUGAUUCCUUCAAUGAAAACAAUCCUCACAGCGGCGACUCUGAUUAUUUGCGAAACACUGGAAAGGCAAUUUUCUCGGCUAUGAGCAGGGCCGAUCCCGAUGCUAUUUGGUUGAUGCAGGGCUGGCUGUUUGUGCACAGCGAUCACUUUUGGUCCAACGAACGAGUCAAAGCUUUCGUCACGUCCGUUCCGAUCGGAAAAAUGAUAGUUCUCGAUCUGCAGUCGGAGCAGUUUCCUCGGUACAAAAAGUUCGAGUCUUACUACGGCCAACCGUUCAUCUGGUGCAUGCUUCACAACUUUGGUGGUACUCUUGGAAUGUUCGGGUCUUCAGGGAUCAUAAACGAGAGAGUAUUCGAAGCUAGACUCAUGAACGGCAGCACCAUGAUCGGUACGGGACUCACUCCAGAGGGAAUCAAUCAAAAUUACGUAAUUUACGAAUUAAUGAACGAAAUGGCCUUAGCCAAACGGCCCGUCAAGCUCGAUGAUUGGUUUGCCAACUAUGCGAUCCGAAGAUACGGAGUUGCCGAUGAUUCAACGAGAAUCGCUUGGCAAGAGCUGGGCAGUACUGUCUACAAUUACAAUGACACUCGCAACAUAAGAGGACAUUACGUCAUAACGAGGCGACCGAGUCUCAAAAUAGAGCCAUGGUAUUGGUACGAUUUGAAAGAUUUCUUGAGGAUUUGGCGCAACUUUGUAACGGUGAGCAACGAAACGGCCUCGAGCGAGUUGUUCAAACACGAUAUCGUUGAUUUAUCGAGACAAGCCCUGCAAAUAACGGCCGAUUUCAUCUACGAGGACAUCAGACAGGCAUAUAAAUUGCAAAACGUCACAUUAUUGCAAUCUGCUUCGAAACAACUGCUGUCCCUUUACGAGGAUCUCGAGGAGAUCCUCGCCUCAUCCCCGGACUUCCUUCUGGGCAGAUGGUUGGAAUCCGCCAAGUCCGUAGCUUCGAGUGAUGUUGAGAGAGCCAACUUUGAAUUCAAUGCGCGCAAUCAGAUAACCCUCUGGGGUCCGAAAGGCGAAAUAGUCGAUUACGCGAACAAACAGUGGUCCGGAGUGGUGAAGGACUACUUUGGGCCCAGGUGGGCUCGUUAUCUGGUAGAACUUUGUCGUUCGCUGAUGAACCACGAAGCUUUGGACUCGACUCGCGUGAGACAAAUUAUUUUCAACGAGAUAGAGCUGCCCUUCAGUUACGCGAAUAAAUCGUAUCCUACUGAGCCCACAGGUGACAGUAUUAAGAUUGCAAUGAGGAUAUAUAACAAAUGGAGCUCGUUGUGGAAGUGAAAACUCAACAAUCGUCAUCGCAGACAACGUUCCAAGCGUUUAAUAAAACUGUAUUGUGCAAUAAUAAUAACACAUAUCGAACG
Messenger RNA from Copidosoma floridanum, 2388 nucleotides. RefSeq names its product N-acetyl-alpha-glucosaminidase (gene Naglu). NCBI's taxonomy places the organism in Eukaryota, Metazoa, Arthropoda, Insecta, Hymenoptera, Encyrtidae. The record is from RefSeq and is a predicted model, not a curated record.